AUGACUUUCCACAAAGAAACGAAUAAAUUGCCUUCUGACAUCAUCGUAUUCCGCUGUGGAUGUUCCGAGGGCGAGUUCAAGAAGGCGCACAAAGAGAUGAUUGAGCUGCAAAAAGCCUUUGUGGAAGUGAACCAGAUGUAUUCCCACGGGAUGUACUCUCCAUCUCUUACAUGUCUAGUAGUGCAGACAAAUUCGAAUUACCGCAUUGUGCCGACAAGAAUCGACUCGCAGGCUCGUCCUAUGGAUCAGAACGUUCCAUGUGGGACAGUUGUGGAGGAUGCAACCCAUCCGGCAUAUAACGAAUUCUUGAUCGUGCCACAAAAAGCGCUACAAGGAACUGCCCGUGCACUUCGAUGCACCUUGGUCAUGCACAGUAAAGGAACAUCGGGGCAGCUGUUAUCACUCGAUGAACUGGAGCAAAUCACCAACAUUCUGUGCUAUGGGCAUCAGGUGGUAUGUGGCUCCACUGGCGUGCCAUCAGUUUGUUAUUCCGCCACCAAUCUAUCAAAGCGUGGGAGGAACAACUGGAAAACUGAGAACUUCCGUGACAUCGGUAGCGAAUCGACAGGAUCUGGCGCGAGUGGAGAACGCGGAAGGCUUGUCCACGAUGGUACACCGACUUAUUUCAGAGAUCUCAGUGCGGAACUCGGCAGCAAGCUGAACACGCACUAUUGGGCUUGA
This is a messenger RNA of Cylicostephanus goldi, 681 nucleotides long. The record is from the annotation of a GenBank genome assembly. Lineage: Eukaryota; Metazoa; Nematoda; Chromadorea; Rhabditida; Strongylidae.